Molecule: messenger RNA, 834 nt
Organism: Rhizophagus irregularis DAOM 181602=DAOM 197198
Lineage: Eukaryota; Fungi; Glomeromycota; Glomeromycetes; Glomerales; Glomeraceae
Source: RefSeq, a predicted model, not a curated record
GGGCUUAUCUUUGGAUCAACUGGUAUCAAAAAAAAAUGUGGAUUCUAUGGAGUCGUGCUGCUAUUGAAGAUCAAAUUUGUAUUUUUCGUACAACAAUGUUAAUGGAGUCCCACUGGAAAGUUAUAAAACGGGAUUUUUUACCAAAGUUUUUUCGUCCACGAAUUGAUCUUCUUAUUUAUAUAAUUAUCAGCCGGUUGAUCCCUCAUCAUCAGCAACAAUAUCAAAAAUAUUUAAAUGAAAGAGAACACAUAUCUUGGAAAAAAGAUUUUAAGAGAGAAUGGAAAAAACUUGAAAAUGUAAAAAUCAAUAAUUUUUAUUUAACAGAUACUACAAGAUGGAUUUGCAGUUGUUUGUCAUUUGCUCGUAAUAGAUUUUUCAUUUGUAAACAUCUUGUCCAACAAUAUGGUAGACCAGAAUCAUUUUAUGAUGUUCAUCGUCAAGAAAGAUAUCCUUUCAUAUUCUUUAAUACUAUGGAAACCACUAGUGAAUCAGAUAUUGUAUUAAUAGAGAAUGAUAAUAUUCAAAAAGGUAUUUUACAAGAUGUUACGAAUAUUGAAGAUGAUGAUAAAAAUGAAACUGAUAAAAUAUUUGAUGAAUAUGAGGAAUGGUUAAAUGGUACAUUAGAAAUAAUUCGUAAACAAAGGACUUUCGGUAAUUAUAGAUGGGCCAAAGCAAUAAGAAAUAGUUUGGAGGGGGUUCAUAAAUUAUAUUCUGAUGUAAAAACAUAUCAAAAUCGCCAUACCAAUCCACGAACCUUUUGAAUCUUCAAAUUUUAACUUUUAAGACGGGUUAUAUUUUUUUUAACGUGUUAUAUUUUUGCGAGAAAAAAAAGAU